AGAAGGGGGAGGAGCCUUCCUACUUGCUUUAGGAGUAGAAGAAGAAGGAGUUAGCUGAUGUCUGGACACGAACCUACGGAUUAAAGUUCACACGUCACUUUGCCGUGUGAUGUAGGAGACAUGUCUCUCCAGGUGGUGCUGCAGCAGAGGAUCACCUCUGCCCAGGUGUUGCUGAAGAGGGCGGAGCUUCUGGUUCAGGGGGUGGAGGGCCACCAGAAGCUGUGUGGUAAGCUGCGGGCGGAGCUGCGCUUCCUGCGGCGGGUGGAGGCCGGAGAGCUGCAGGUCCGAGAGUCUCACCUGCACAGCACCAACCUGACUCACCUGACGGCCAUCGUGGAGUCGGCGGCGAGUCUGGAAGACGUGGUCGCUCUGCUUCACGUCUUCACCUACCUGGACGCCGCCGGCCACCGGCAGACGCUGGUGGUGGACGUGGUGGCCAACGGGGGGCACACCUGGGUGAAGGCGGUGGGCAGGAAGGCCGAGGCUCUCCACAACAUCUGGCAGGGGCGGGGCCAGUACGGAGACAAGAGCAUCAUCAGCCAGGCCGGGGACUUCCUGCGGGCGAGCCGCCAGCAGGAAGUCCACUACCGCCCCCCCCACAUCGUCUUCGCCUUCUAUAACGGGGUCUCCUGCCCCAUGGCCCAGCGCCUCAAGGACAUGGACAUCGCCGUCCGCGGGGACAUCGUUGCCGUCAACAGCGUGACGCUGGAGGAGGAGGAGGAGGAGGAGGAAGAGGAGGGGCCAGUUGAAGAUGAGGAGGAGGAGCUCACCCGAGUGGCCCUGGGCGCCGUGGUGGCCCGCUUGGCGUUCCCUCUGCAGGUGAAGGUGGAGGAGUGCCGGCGCGUGAACCUGGACAUCACCACGCUGAUCACCUACGUGUCGGCGCUGAGUCACGGCCGCUGCCAGCUCUGCUUCCGGGAGCCGGUGCUGACGGAGCAGGCGGCUCAGGAGCGCCGGCUGCCGGUGCUGCCGCGGCUCGACGACUUCCUGCGAGGGAAGCAGCUGUUCGCCUGCCGCGCCGCCGUCCACGACUUCCAGCUGAUCCUGGACACGUUGGGGGGGCCGGGCGAGAAGGAGCGCGCCCGCACGCUGCUCGCCCGGCUGCGGCAGGUGGACGACCAGCCGUCGGAGCGCUCGCUGGUCCUCACGCCGAGCGCCAAGGUCAACCGCCGCUCGCUCCUGAUCUUCGGCACCGGAGACUCGCUGAGGGCCGUUACCGUGACGGCAAACAGCCGCUUCGUCAGGGCGGCCGCCAAUCAGGGCGUCCGAUACAGCGUGUUCGUCCACCAGCCGAGGGCGCUGACGGAGGGCAAGGAGUGGAGGGCCACGCCCCUCUGAGGAGACUUCCUGUGGCUGAUGGGAGUUUGAGUUGUAGUCCUGUCAAUAAAUGACCUAAUAAAGCAUCAGUCACUU
Molecule: messenger RNA, 1413 nt
Organism: Pseudoliparis swirei
Lineage: Eukaryota; Metazoa; Chordata; Actinopteri; Perciformes; Liparidae
Gene: cunh7orf25
Product: chromosome unknown C7orf25 homolog
Exons: 2
Coding region: 121-1338 (405 amino acids)
Source: RefSeq, a predicted model, not a curated record